UCCCUCAGAUGUUGGCUGAUCUAGAUCGGCGGUUGGGGGCUGAGGGACUAUUGCAGGAACAGCCUCCAGCAAUAAUAACCGUGUCGGCGCAGCAAGAACAUGAGGAAGGAGAUAUAGAGGUAUGUGUCGAGGCCAAGAAACAUGAGCAAUCGAUUCAGUCUUGUAGCGCCAGUGAGCAAUAUAAAUGGCCCCAAGGCGAGGGUGAAAUACCAGAGUGGUUGCGUGAGAUGCCAGCUGCUGGAGGGGAAGCUGAAAGGCAGCGCCAUCUCGCCCUUUUGGAGGAAGAUGAGGAAAUACUGGGUAGGGUGGGAGAACUACUGGAAAACUCGACUGCAUGGCUCAGUUCUUGGACCCAGAGUGAAAAGAGGCUGCACAGUCGCCACCAGCACCACAAAAGCUAGCUGUGCCAUAACUGCCUAGAGAGUUGGCGCAGGAAUAAAACACACGGCCGAGCGGCAUGCACCGUCUCGAAAAGCACCACCCGUAGCUGCGCGAGAAGCGGCGGUAUCAGCGGUGGUCGCUGUAGUGCCAGCCACCACACCAUCGCAUACCCUCUCGCACCCAUUGGUGCUUCAGUGGGAAGAAGAAGAAGAAGAACAGCAACGAUGUCCCACCCUCCAGGCUGGCGGUGGUGAAGGCUCCAGCAAGCAGCAGCAGCAGCAUCGCCGGACACCGUCGCCGCAACCAGGUUGCUCCCAC
Molecule: messenger RNA, 699 nt
Organism: Schistocerca americana (American grasshopper)
Lineage: Eukaryota; Metazoa; Arthropoda; Insecta; Orthoptera; Acrididae
Exons: 4
Coding region: 9-401 (130 amino acids)
Source: RefSeq, a predicted model, not a curated record